Molecule: messenger RNA, 5183 nt
Organism: Phascolarctos cinereus (koala)
Lineage: Eukaryota; Metazoa; Chordata; Mammalia; Diprotodontia; Phascolarctidae
Source: RefSeq, a predicted model, not a curated record
CUUUGCAACCUCCACAGGAGGACACAAUGCAGACUAGGCUUAGCGUAGCUCCUGGGCCAGAUACCUAAGAGUGAGCAGAGCGGUACUGUCAAGAGUAACUGGGACCAAACAGGCAACUUCUUUGGAGCAAUGGGAGCAUCCAGCCAGGCCCCAGAACUGCGAGGACGGAAUGCGCAUCGCGACGCAAGAGGAGCCAGCCUCUAGCCCGGGGCAGAGCGGGGAAGGAAGCCAGCAGGUGGACUGCCGUAGCUCACAGGGACUGGCAUCGAGGUGUUGGGGUGGCAACUGAGAUGAGGGAGACUGAGGCGGGAAGACUGAUAGCACUUUAGCAUAGCCUCGGGGUCCUGUAUUGGAGUCCUUGAAGGGAGAUGCGUGGUCUGUAGGGAGCCUGGGUGUGAGCAGCACUUAGUUAGCUACACCCGCUCCGCCCCCUCCCCCGACACCUCUCACCCCACCCCCACCCCUGACCCCUUUGCUCGGAUUGCCAUCUUCCCCAGUUGGGGACGGCUCCCCACUCUGGUAGUCCAGGGAAGAGCGGGGCCUGCAGAGCCUGGAACCCCACAGUGACCACGUGAUCCUAGGAACUUGGACUUGGGGGCGGCAGGUAGGAGCGGGGUUCGUUUCCUCUAGCUCUUCGGCACCCUGGAACGGAGCCUGGGAUAGGGUUCCUACUUCCCUUGGGUGUGUGUGUCUCUGGCUCUUUUUGGAAGCAAGUUCGAACAAUGAUCACAGUCAAUUCCGAUGGAAAAAUAAUGGUCAGAAGAUGUCUGGUCACCUUGAGACCCUUUAGGCUAUUUGUUCUGGGAAUCGGUUUCUUCACACUCUGCUUCCUGAUGACAUCCCUGGGAGGCCAGUUCUCUGCCAGACGCUUGGGAGAUUCACCUUUUACUGUCCACACUGAAGUUAUUGGUGCGUUGGAAUCCCGGGUUGUCCUACGAAAGAUGAGCGACCUACUGGAGUUGAUGGUGAAGCGCAUGGACUCAAUGGUGCGUUUGGAGAAUGGCAGUGAAUUGCACAGGGGUGAUGAGGAACAUGCUGUGAAUAGGUUCCCACCAGGUGCCAAGCUGAUGGAGAAGAUCCAGGCCAUUGCCCAGAAUGUCUCUGACAUUGCCGUGAAGGUGGAUCAAAUCCUGCGCAACAGUGUCCUGCACAGCAAGGUGUAUGAAGGCCAGCGUGAUCAAUGUGAGGUGCCCAAUGACCCCAAAUACCCAGACUGCUCUGGAAAGGUAGAGUGGAUGCAUGCUCGAUGGACUUCUGAUCCCUGUUAUGCCUUCUUUGGUGUGGACGGCACUGAGUGCUCCUUCCUAAUCUACCUCAGUGAAGUAGAGUGGUUCUGUCCCUUAAUGUCUUGGAGGAAUCAAUCAGCAGUGUUACCUGCCCCUAAGCCCCUGCCCAAAGUCCAGGCAGCUUUCAGGAGCAAUCUCUCCCACCUCUUGGAGCUGAUUGGAAGUGGGAAGGAGUCACUGAUCUUCAUGAAGAAAAGGAUCAAGCAGUUGGCAGCUCACUGGGCUCUGGCAGCACGACGCCUAGAAGCAAAGCUAAAAGGAGCCAGGAGAGACCAGAAGCAGAUCCUCAUCCAUAUUGGUUUCUUGACAGAGGAAUCUGGGGAUGUGUUCAGCCCAAGGGUACUGAAAGGGGGACCCCUGGGUGAGAUGGUACAAUGGGCAGACAUCCUAGCUGUCCUGUUCGUGCUGGGUCAUAACCUGAAGAUCACUGUGUCCUUGAAAGAGUUGCAGAGUAACUUAGGGGUGCCGCCAGGCCGGGGAAGCUGUCCACUCACAGUGCCCUUGCCGUUUGACCUCAUCUAUACUGACUACCAUGGCCUGCAGCAAAUGAAACAGCACAUGGGACUCUCCUUCAAGAAAUACAGGUGUCGAUUCCGGGUCAUUGACACCUUUGGCACAGAACCUGCAUACAACCAUGAGGAGUACGCCACUCUGCAUGGUUACCGAACCAACUGGGGUUAUUGGAACUUCAACCCAAAGCAGUUCAUGACGAUGUUCCCUCACACACCGGACAACUCCUUCAUGGGCUUUGUGUCAGAGGAGCUCAACUCAACAGAGAAGCAGCUUAUAAAGAACAACAAAGCUAGCAAUAUGGCUGUGGUAUAUGGCAAAGAAGCCAGCAUCUGGAAGAUUCAGGGCAAGGAGAAGUUUCUGGGCAUCUUGAACAAGUACAUGGAGAUCCACGGCACUGUGUACUAUGAGACCCAGCGGCCACCAGAGGUCCCUGCCUUUGUGAAGAACCACGGCCUUCUGCCACAGCAGGAAUUCCAACAGCUGUUGCGAAAAGCCAAGCUCUUCAUAGGGUUUGGCUUCCCCUAUGAAGGCCCUGCUCCUCUAGAGGCUAUUGCCAAUGGCUGCAUCUUCCUGCAGUCCCGCUUCAGUCCACCUCAUAGCUCCCUCAACCAUGAAUUCUUUCGAGGAAAACCCACUUCUCGAGAGGUGUUUUCUCAACACCCCUAUGCUGAGAACUUCAUUGGCAAGCCACAUGUGUGGACAGUUGACUACAACAAUUCAGAAGAGUUUGAGGCUGCCAUCAAGGCCAUCAUGAGGAUUCAGGUAGACCCCUAUCUGCCCUACGAAUACACCUGUGAGGGCAUGCUUGAGAGGAUCUAUGCUUACAUUCAGCAUCAGGAUUUCUGUGCAACCAUAGAACCCUCCCUACUGGUGGUUCCACCCCAACCUGCUCGAGCCCCCACUGCCCUGGCACCCAAUGCCACACACCUGGUUUGGCCCCACAAUGCCAGCCUGGGCUCGGAAGCCUGGCCUCCUGUGCACUCACUUCAGGGCUGGCUGUCAGAGACUGGGAGGACCUGCACGGAUACCUGCUUGGACAAAGGCCUCAUAUGUGAGCCCUCCUUCUUCCACUUCCUCAACACCCAGGAUGCUUUCCUGAAGUUGAAUGUCACUUGUGAUCGAACUGAGUCAGAAAUGAAUCAUCUGUACCCGGCCUUUGCCCAGCUAGGUCAAGAGUGCUACCUGCAGAAAGAGCCGAUACUCUAUAGCUGUGCUGGCUCCAACACCAAAUACCGCCGGCUCUGCCCAUGCCGAGACUUCCAGAAGGGACAAGUGGCCCUCUGCCGGGACUGCUUGUGAUGUCUUCGGGUUGAGCCGGCGGUGGGGGCUGCUGAUAGCUUCCUUUGUACCAACCUUCCUCUAUCUAUACCCUUCUCUUCAUCUCCAUCCCCUAUCUCGCACCUUCACUGAGAACUGUUGAGAACUGCUGGCUACCCUGCCUCAUUACCAGGAGAAAGCACCUGUAGUUUUGGUUCUCCAUGGCCCACCCUCCCUGACUCCAGGCUGGGACAUUCCUAGUGGUGGAAAUGGGUCCUUCUCCAAGGCAGGAAACAUGGUAAUAGUGGAGCAACAAGCCUCCCUGAAGGGAAGGGGAAAAGGACUAGUCUUAUACCAUCAGUCUCAGCUCUAGGCUCGUGAUUCUGACCACUGAAAGGCCUAGACACCAGGGGAUUUAGCUAAGAAGAGGAGAGAUGGGUUAGAAGGCCCCUAAGAAAAAGCAGCCUGAAUCUAGGGGCCCCCAUAAGCUUCAUCUUCUAUGGCCUGCUAAACCAGAUGUAGACCAAGAGAGGGAAAAUUUUAGACAUCUUGGGCCCAGGGCAAGAGCCAUUAAUGUAUAAAUGAGUGGGAACAGAGCGCAAGGAAAGAGGCUAGUUUGAAGGUCCCUACAGAGAGGUCAAGGGAAAGGGCUAUGUCACCCUCCCUGACCUCAAUGCAUGAGACACAUGAGGAAAUUGAACCUUAAUGGUGGUUGCCUUUGGGCAACCUCCUUUAUUUAUGGGAUUUGCAUGAUCAUUCUGGGCCCUGGUCCUCUGCAAGGCAUGGUCAGGGUGGGAGAGUUAGAUGAGGGGGGGCCUGGUAGUCUUUGGUGCUGCCUCUGAUCUCUUGCCUUCCUUCUUCAUGGCUCUUCAUUUAACAGCCAAAGUAGCUGAACAGCUCUCAGGGCCCCAGCAUAACCCACCUUCAAGUAGCAGGGGCCAGCAUUGGGGGUGUGAGGACUGUUACUCAGGCCUUGGGAGCUGAUCUUUCCACCCUGUAAUUCCAAAUUCCCUCUUUUGGGCCUGGGCUUGAAUUCUAUUUAUUUUCCCAGACCCAGAGGCAGUAAGUUUAGUUCUAAAUCAGAAAUAAAACAGCCUAGGCCCAUGGUGCAAAGUCAGUGACCCUGUUAUGAAGGUGCCAGGAGGGGGUAAAAAGGAUGGGAUAACUCUCCCCAAGCCUUCCAGGCAAAUCCCUAGGAUUUCCAAGUCAUUCUGUUGGCAAAAUUUCUGAAGGCUCAGGCCACUGUAGCUUCCUUCCCUCUGCCCCUUAUCUUCAUUUAAAAGAAAUGCAGUUUUCCUGAAACUACUCCAUGGCCCUCUUAAAAAAAAAAAAAAGCCUUACCCUGAGGGUAAAGUUCAGAGCUCCCUUCUGGGUGCUUGCCUACAGAGAGGUUGAAUAUGGGCAUCCGGAGCUGGCUGCACAAGCACAUUGCAAACUUUAAAGUACCACAUGACUAAUUAGUUAAUAUUGUUGUUGUUAUUAUUAUUACUAUUAUUAUAGACCCUGGAUAAAUUUACCUUCCCACUCCAAAGGGGCAAUCCCCCUGCCCUAACAGAAACUGUCCCUCCUGCCUUGGGAAUUCCCAAGCCUCUGGUCAGCUCUUAAGAUUAAUCCACUCCUAUGCAGCAUGUCCUCAGCCCCAAUCCCUGGGGACCCCCUGUCCUAACUCUCCCUUUCACUCUCAUUUCUUUGACCUUACAAAUAGACUAGCCAGGCCCAGAGCCUUCCUGGCUUGGAAAGAUCUGGGUACCCAGGUACACUGCCACACCUCUCCUCCCCUUACUGACUAUCCACCCCUCUGAGGGCUGCCUGCUGUCCUGGAAUGCAACCCCAAGCACCACCACCCCUUUACCCCUUCCCUUAAAAAUUAGGGUGGGGGAAAAUACUACUGAAGGGUAGGGCAGCAUUCCAGGAUCUGGUUUUAGGUUCCCUGACAAAGAAGGCACCCCCAUUCUGACUGAGUGGGUCCCAGCCUGCUCAAAAGCAGGAAACAGAGGACCAGUUAGAAAGUCUUUGGGGCCAGAAAUGACAGCAAGGGCCUGAUUCCUGAUUCUGGGGGUGGGGGUGGGGGGAGCAAUAGAGAAACUUUUUUUUCUCUUUCUUUUUCUUCCUUUCCUCUCUCCUGUC